AUGAAGAAGACAACCCAGCAGCACCAGCCCCAGCACCAUCGCCGGAACCCUAACCGCAUCAGCAACAACUCGGUGCUUCGUAUAUUACAAGGCCUAAUAUUCUGCCGCCGCCGCAACCUCGGCAGCCACCUCCUCCCUUUCUUCUCUGCCCUCGUGGGUUGUUUUCUUUUUCUUUUUGCUUUCGUAUCAUUUCUAUCUCCACCAAUCAACCACCACCAUGUCCAUCAUUUCCAUUAUAACCAUAGCUUGCUUGAUGACGAAAUUGAUUUCCAAUCACAUAUUGGAAAUACGUCAACUUUUCUUGUUCCCAGAGCAGGAGGGAGUUUAGGAGAUGAAAUAUGGACGUUGAGUCAAUCAAAAUUCCAUCACGGUUGCUCCCAAAAAAGUGAAACUUUUCAAGAUGGGGACGCGAAAACAAAUCCCGAAAGGUUCUUGCUGAUCGUCACAAGUGGCGGUUUGAAUCAACAACGAACUGGGAUAACGGAUGCUGUUGUUGCAGCUUAUAUGCUUAACUCAACAUUAGUUAUUCCGGAGUUAGAUAAUAGAUCGUACUGGAAAGAUCAAAGCAACUUUUCCGAUAUUUUUGAUGUUGACUGGUUCAUAACGUAUCUUUCAAAAGACGUUAACGUUGUAAAACAACUCCCAACCAUCGAUGGAAAAUCCCUUCACCCUUAUCGAACUCGGAUACCCCGUAGGUGUGAUGCAGAAUGCUAUGAAUCUCGUGUCGUACCACUUCUCGAGAAGAAAAAGGUUGUUAAGCUUACAAAAUUCGAUUACAGGCUCGCAAAUAAGUUGGAUACCGAUUUACAGAAGCUCAGAUGCCGAGCCAAUUAUCAUGCUUUAAGGUAUACGAAUCCUAUACGGGAAAUGGGCAAAAAGUUAGUCGAACGAAUGAGGAUGAAAAGCAAUCGUUACAUCGCACUGCAUUUGAGAUUUGAGUCUGAUAUGCUUGCGUUUUCCGGAUGCUACUUUGGUGGUGGAAACAAGGAACGACGAGAGUUGGAACAAAUACGAAAGAGAUGGGAAACGUUACAUAAACAAAGCCCCGAUAGGGAACGAAGGCAAGGGAAAUGCCCAUUGACGCCAGAAGAAGUCGGGCUUAUGCUAAGAGCAUUAGGAUAUGGGGAGGAUGUUCACAUCUACGUGGCAUCGGGUGAAGUUUAUGGAGGCGAAGAUACAUUAUGGCCAUUGAAACAACUCUUUCCUAAUUUCCAUUCAAAGGAAUCUAUUGCGACUAAAGAAGAGUUAGCACCAUUUGCACAGUACUCUUCGCGAAUGGCCGCUCUAGAUUUCAUUGUUUGUAAUGAGAGCGAUGUUUUUGUCACCAACAACAAUGGUAACAUGGCUAAAAUGUUAGCGGGGAGAAGGAGAUACUUUGGGUACAAGCCAACGAUCAGACCAAACGCCAAGAAACUUUAUCGAUUGUUCUUGGAUCGUGGUAACAUGACAUGGGAAGAAUUCGCUUCAGGAGUUCGAACUCAUCAGAUUGGAUUUAUGGGACGACCAAAUGAGUCUAAGCCGGGAAAGGACGAGUUCCAUGAAAAUCCAAUCGCAUGGGUGGUUGUGCGAAUUCUACAUGUACACACUCCAGGUCCAUGGGAUGACUCCUCCGUCCAGAACUCUUGGGACACCAGUUGGGACACCGAUUCCAUCUUUGUGUGCUUUUGUGGUUUACUCGCAUGCUCCUUGGCGGCUUUUAGCUGGAUCUGGGGUUGUGCAUGGCCAAGCCCAUUCUUUUCCAAUGCCAAGUCUUUUGCCUUAGAGUUUUCCACUAGUAUACACCAAGUGUAUAGAUUUUUGGCGUUUCCCCUAAGGGCGGCCUGA
Messenger RNA from Lactuca saligna, 1824 nucleotides. NCBI's taxonomy places the organism in Eukaryota, Viridiplantae, Streptophyta, Magnoliopsida, Asterales, Asteraceae. The record is from the annotation of a GenBank genome assembly.